Anopheles moucheti is the source of this 4328-nucleotide messenger RNA. It is a transcript of the gene Nep4, whose product is annotated as neprilysin-4. Gene Ontology annotation, cellular component: plasma membrane. Gene Ontology annotation, molecular function: metalloendopeptidase activity. Bases 186 to 3104 code for a protein of 972 amino acids. The transcript has a single exon. The record is from RefSeq and is a predicted model, not a curated record. Gene Ontology annotation, biological process: protein processing. NCBI's taxonomy places the organism in Eukaryota, Metazoa, Arthropoda, Insecta, Diptera, Culicidae.
GCUCAGAUCAGAUCAAGCAGUUCGUACGCAGUAGAUUUCUUGGGUCUCCUCCCCAGGAAUAUUGAAGGACUAUUCCUAACAACAAAUCUGUGUCCGUGUGUGUGUGUUUGUGCAUGUGUGGACACAUCUAUUUCUGUGUCCAGUGAGCCACGGUCCAGAUUACCAAUGUGCAAACAAGCAGCACAAUGAGGUGUCACACCAGCAGCGGCAUCAAAAGUGCAAUGGAGUUGCCGGCGCCCAAACACGACAGCGAUGAAGACAGCGGAGGUUGCGCGCUAGGCAUCGAUGAGCGUACCGGUCGGCUCCACUGGUGCCCGGGGUAUAGGUUCGUGAAGAUCCUGUUCGUAAUACCAGCGGCGAUGCUUCCGAUCGGUUUGCUGUUUCUGCUGUUAUCUCGGUUUCAGGUGGUUGGAUCGGUUCGGCUAGGCGGUCAGCUGGCUGACCCAACGAGCGCUCUCGAUGGAUGCGGUGAGAUUGGAUACUUCACCGAGGAGCAACUGGCGGCCAACCACCUACCCGAGGAGAUCGACUGGGCGGAGCAGUCCGAUGAUGCGGAACGUCGCUGCCAACCGGUACCCGACAAAGUGCCGGGCGAAAGUGUCGACACGGAAGAUCGUGGACUGUUACGGGGGAUCGUACGAACUUCCUUCAUACCGUCCGAGAGGCGCAUCAUCCCGGCAGAUUGUUUGGGCGAGUCGGUUGCCAACCAGCAGCAACAUCGACCGCCACCGGUGGAGCAUGGUGCCGAGGAGCGACGACGCGUCCGUAAGUCACUCGCGUGGAUAAACGACGACAGGAGCAGCCCGGCAAGCGUACGGGCCGCACAGGUCCAGAUCAUGAAGCAGUACAUGGAUCCGCAGGCAGAUCCGUGCGAGGACUUCUACCAGUAUGCCUGCGGUAACUGGGAUCGGGUUAACCCGAUACCGAAAGACAAGGCCGCACUAGACACGUUCGAGCUGUUGCGCGAGAGUCUCGAUAUGGUGCUGAAAAACCUGCUGCUCGAGGGUGAACCGGUGGGUCUGCACGAUAUAGAAAACGCACUGUCGACCGUGCGCUCACCGCAGGGUGCGAAAAAGAUCACCACCACGACCACAGCAGCCACCGUGAUGGUGACGGCACCGACCGACGAUAUGCCGCAAGACACGAUCACAUCCGCAGAGCAGUUGCAUCGCGUACGGAAGCGGGGCCGUGCCGUGCAGGACCGUACGCGGCGUGCGGUGCAAAACAAGCUUAUCAUCCGCUCCGCACAAGUAAAGCGAGUCCGCAAGCGUGCACUACUUAUCAACGAUGAUGCCGAAAUGAAGGCGCGUCAUCUGUUCGUGUCCUGCAUGAACUACGAGCUGAUCAAGCAGCGCGGUUUGGAGCCGUUGCACGCGCUGCUGCACGGACUCGGCGGUUGGCCCGUGCUCGAACCGGACACCUGGGACGAGAACAACUUCGACUGGCUGAAUCUGACCGCGGCAUUGCGGCGCUACAACAACGAUGUCCUGAUCGUCGAAUGGGUCGGGCCCGAUAUUAAGAACUCGGACGAGAACAUAGUGCAGUUCGAUCAAACUUCGCUAGGGCUGCCGACGCGUGACUACUACCUACAGCCGGGCAAUCGCAAAUAUCUGGAAGCGUAUCGGCAGUUUAUGGUGGAGGUGAUUGGAUUGCUCGGUGUGCCGGCAGAAAGGGCACGACAGGCAACGGAAGAAAUGAUCGAGUUUGAGACACAGCUGGCAAACAUCACCAGCACGCCGGAGGAGCGUAACAACGUGUCGACGCUGUACCGUAAGCUGAUCCUGGAGCAACUGCACGAAGAGGUGCCCGAAAUCGAUUGGACACGCUACCUUACGAUUGUAACGGAGCGACCGGUCAAUGGGUCUGACUUUGUCGUCAUGUUUGCGAUGGGUUAUAUGCGCGAACUGGUUGAGCUGAUCGGUCAGACCGAGCCGCGCAUCGUGGCCAACUAUCUGCUGUGGCGCUUCGUACGUCACCGCAUCAACAAUCUGGACGAUCGCUUUCUCGGUGCGAAGCAGCGCUUCUCCAACGCACUGUUUGGACGCGAGCGGAAUCCUCCGCGCUGGAAGAACUGUGUGACGCAGGUGAACGCCAACAUGGGCAUGGCGGUGGGCGCAAUGUUUGUACGGCGCUACUUCGACGAAAACAGCAAGCGCGACACGCUCAAGAUGACGCACGAGCUGCAGGAAUCGUUCCGCGAAAUUCUCGAACAAACGAGCUGGAUCGAUGCGGCAACGAGGCGGCUGGCGGAGCAGAAGGUUAACGCCAUGUCCCUGCGGAUCGGCUAUCCGGAUUUUAUUCUCGAUCCGGACCAGCUGAACGCACGCUACGACACGCUGGAGAUCCAUCCGGAUCGCUACUUCGAGAACACGCUGAACGUGCUCAGCCACAUACGGCGCACCGAUCAGGAGAAGCUCGGCCAGCCGGUGAACAAAACCGCGUGGCACACGGCACCGGCCGUGGUCAAUGCGUACUACAGCCGCAACAAGAACCAGAUCAUGUUCCCGGCCGGAAUAUUGCAGCCACCGUUCUACCACCGCCAUCUGCCGAAGGCGAUCAACUACGGUGGCAUUGGGGUUGUGAUUGGGCACGAGCUGACGCACGGGUUCGACGACAAGGGCCGGUUGUUCGAUCGGGACGGUAACUUGUACCGGUGGUGGAGCGAUCAGGCGAUCGAAGCGUUCCACGAGCGGGCGGCCUGCCUGGUGCAGCAGUACAGCCGGUACACGAUCGACGAGGUCGGCGUGCAGCUGGACGGAGAAAACACCCAGGGCGAAAACAUUGCCGACAACGGUGGCAUCAAGCAGGCGUUCCUCGCGUACAACAAAUGGCUCGAGGGGCAAACGGACCGGCUGGUGCUGGAGGCGGAAACACUGCCCGGGCUGAAUGUCACCCGCACGCAGCUGUUCUUCCUGAACUUCGCCCAGAUAUGGUGCGGUGCGAUGCGUCCGGAAGCGACCCGCAACAAGCUCAAAACAGCAGUCCACAGUCCCGGGCGGUUCCGGGUCAUCGGCACACUGUCCAACUCGGAGGACUUUGCGCGCGAAUAUCACUGCCCGGUGGGAAGCUUCAUGAAUCCGGCUGACAAGUGUAGCGUGUGGUAGGGUUUGUGGAAUAGGUCACGGAUGUGGUGAAUGUGCGCUGUAAAUAAGCCCUUUAUGCUUGGUAGUCAAUCGAGAAGCACAACCGGUUGUGUGGUACUGGAAGGCAUCUAAGAUAGCACACGAGUGAGAUCCGCUUACAAAAUUUGCGUGUAGCGUUUCGAUCAAUUGGUUCGAUCGCUGUUGCACAUGACGCACUGUACACGGUCCCGCCGUGAGGGAUUGCACGUGGUGUGCUGUUUGAGUAAUGACUCCCGGCUGCCUGACACACCGCUUGCAUAUCUUACAGAUAUAAGUCACUAUUUAAUUGAAAUCAAUUCCAAACACCCGUCGGAGGAUCCACUCGAACGAUUUCCCGGGGGUGACAUCUGGUUCUCCACGCUCAACUUCACACAUGCACACAACCCAGGCACAAAUAACGACUGUUAUCCAAUUUAUCUGCCGUAGAUCAAUUUCACCGAGGUCGAAUCGUUUCCCGGGGUGGUGGUACGGCGACUCGCUAUCAUCAGCACCGUGCUCCGAGCAUGGUUCGGCGGGAUCAGCAAUGGUUAAACGAUUAGAUUAAGCACACCUUGCGACAAACGUGUAGACACCGUGCGUGAAGGGAUUUUUUAGUGUUAGUGUCAGUUAGAGUUCCAAAUUGUCCCCAGUGUAUGGGGAUGGUAGGGCCAUCAGCAACGUUCCAGCAAUUCCACUCCCCUUCAAACUGUGGCCUUCUAAUGUUAGCCCGUUCGUCUUAAGUACCUGAACUACAACACCGCAUGUAGGAGUGCUUUUCACAUCUCAAAAUUAUGAAAUAGACGAAAAGUUCAACUCGCCAAAACUUUUUGUGUUCCGAUUGAAGUUGCAUGAAGCAUGAAUGCGUGACGCUCCGAAGCACGGACGUCGCACCCAAUUCAUGAAGAUAUCACCCGCACGAUGCGGUUGCACCCGUGUUGAGACAAGUAGCAGGAAGAGGGUUCCUUCUCCUUGCUCGAUCGUGCGAUCAUGCCAAACAAGACGCGUCGUCCACGGCCCAGCGCACUCCAUUGCAACUUGUUUCACGCGCUUGGAAUCUUGCUUACCCAAUGUCCAGAAAUAACCUCCAAAAACCAGUGCGUACGCGUGAGCUAGCUAGUUGUCAACCUAUAGGGCCGGUGUGUGCCACGGCACUUGGACCGGAUGCACACGACGGAAUUAACAUCCAAGCAGAAAUUGUUACCUCGCUACCCAAGACCGGGGGUGGUG